UUGGAGAUUGAAAUGUGGAAAGCAUUUCCAUAUUAAGUCUAGAAAUUACUUAUCAUCCAUAGCUCUGCUGAAGUGGGACUUUUUGGUCAAGCAAUAUAAUGCCUAGAAAUAUUCCUGUGAUUUUAUUAGAGACGUGUUGUUAAUAAUGAAUAGCUGUAUGGUAUAACAGGGUUAAAGCUGGAUCUUAGGAAUCGAAAGGUUUACAAGGGUUUUCCAUAAUUUGGCUAUGAAGUUCAGGAAUUAGGAUUUUGACCAACAGAAAUAGGGUAAGUAGGUAAAAGAAAACUGCUGUUGAGUUAACCGCAUCGAAUAAGCUUAGGAAUCUCCAUACAAGGAUAGUGAAGCUGUCACCACUGAAACAUAAUAGGAAGUUAAGUUGGGUGGUCCAUCAAAGGCCUAUAUUUACCUCUUAUUCUGUGGAUUAUACCUGAUUGAGGUUUGCUAUAGAAAUUUGAACAUUUUCAUGAACUCCUGAACAUUAUAACUUCAUGUUUGAGAUUGGCUGACACCUUCAAUCUCUCUGCUGAAGGCUGAGGUCUCCUAUGCUGAUGAUUUGAUGUAGUUAACCUUUCUUCCUCUUUAUGUUGGUCAGCACUCUUAUUUUCUGUUCUAUGUGUACGUUUCCACCAUAAUUUUUUUUUCCAAUCUUGUUUUCUAGAAAUAUCAUAAACUGUGGAUCAUUGGAUCCUUAUCUCUGCCCAUCAUCUAUGCUGAAAACUCCAAAGGUUUCAUCACUGUCUAUUUUACUUGAAACCAAUGCCUGCCAUGAAAAUUAUGUUAAAAAAAUGACCUUUUGGUGAUCAAUUUAGGAAAUUCAAGACAUUGUAUCUGAUCCUCUCCAACUCAGGCUUAUUUGGUAAAAGCAAAAUCGAUAUUUUCUUCCUGAUUGCAGGAACCUGUUAUUCUUAACCUUUUCCUGUGCAGUAUUUUCUAGAUAGGCCGAAUUUCUUCCUACAGAAUGCCAGGCUCUUCCUGUGUCUCCACAUUCGAGCCUCUCUCUAUUUUUUUAUUUCAACAGGGAGUGAUGAACCCUAGUGGGACAUAAAGUUGGGGAAAAUAGUUGGAAGAAUGUGCUGUUUCUGAAAUCUUACAACUUGUCAUUCAUUGCCGGAAGAUUAGACAGCAUGUCUACUGAUAUGGAGGAGGCCAGGAAGGCUUAUGCCGAAUUUGAGGAGAAAGUGAAGAGGACAGUGUUCCUCGACAAUCUUUCUCCCAAGGUCACACCUGCUGUCAUCAAAAUGGCGCUUGGUCAAUUUGCUAAUGUGGUGAAUGUGGAGUUUAUCCCGAACUACACAAUACCUUAUAAUAUUCCACAGUGUGCUCUGGUGGAAAUGGAGGAUGAAGAUAAGGCUAAAGCCAUAAUCACUGAGAUGACCAACUUUCUGUUCAUGAUGUCUGGAAUGCCGAGGCCUGUCAGGGCACGACCUGCCAAAGCAGAGAUGUUUGCUGACCGUCCUGCACCACUUGACCGGAAGAUAGAAGUUCGCUGGGUGGACCCAUCUGAUCCAGAUUUUGUGGUGGCAAAGAAGCUUAAGGAAAUGGUCCAGAGACACAAGGCAGAAACUUUGGCCUUGGUUAAGCUUCAACUGGACGAAGAGGAGAAGCUUGCAAAGCAGCAGGCCGAAAUACUGAAGUCUAACGUCAAGAAGUACGAGAUGAUAGAGACCAUCAUGCAAGAUAAGACUGCCUCCCGCUUGGCCCGCCAUUAUGGUGUUACGCUCGGUGAUGAGUGAGCACUUCUGUUGAGGAAAGGCUUUCAUAGUGUAUGGGUCAUUCUGAGUGAAUUCUUGAAGAGUUUGUACAGUUCGAUGGGUAUGGAACUUCUAUGUUACAGUUCAUAUGGGUACGUUAUGUUAUGGCAUAUUAGGAAUAUAGAAGUGUAUAAUGUUACAUAUUGCAGCAAUCAAUCAAACUCGUCUUUGCAAGUGUUUUCUUAGA
Messenger RNA from Elaeis guineensis (African oil palm), 1938 nucleotides. NCBI's taxonomy places the organism in Eukaryota, Viridiplantae, Streptophyta, Magnoliopsida, Arecales, Arecaceae. The record is from RefSeq and is a predicted model, not a curated record.